This is a messenger RNA of Triplophysa rosa, 5385 nucleotides long. Its product is annotated as DDB1- and CUL4-associated factor 1. Gene Ontology annotation, molecular function: nuclear estrogen receptor binding; histone H2AT120 kinase activity. The coding region runs from base 179 to 4732 and encodes 1517 amino acids. Gene Ontology annotation, biological process: protein ubiquitination. The transcript is spliced from 25 exons. NCBI's taxonomy places the organism in Eukaryota, Metazoa, Chordata, Actinopteri, Cypriniformes, Nemacheilidae. The record is from RefSeq and is a predicted model, not a curated record. Gene Ontology annotation, cellular component: Cul4-RING E3 ubiquitin ligase complex; nucleus.
UGACGUGUUUAGUGGUCGCCAUCAUAAAGUUGCAGCAGCACAUUGCUGAAGACAGACACGAGUGAUAUGAGCGUUUAUAUAUGGUUAUUCAUGGUGUUGUAACGCUGUGUGACGUGCGUCAGCUGCUCUUAGCACGACCCCGAGUGAUUCUGAGGCGGAGUGUUUGUGUUCGCUGAAGAUGGCGUCUGGCGGCGGCGAGGGAAGCGUGGACUCUAAAGCAGAGCUGAGCUCUCUACUGGAGCAGUGGGAACGAGAACAACAGUCUGGAACAAAUGAACUGCUCAACAUUCUCACCAAGAUUUCUGAGCUUGUCGAGCGGGAGACAGAGGAAUAUCACAAGGCCGAUCCUGAUCCGUUUGAUGACCGACAUCCUGGACGGGCAGACCCAGAGUGCAUGCUGGGACACCUGUUGAAAAUCUUGUUCAAGAAUGAUGAUUUUAUGAAUGCGCUGGUGAAUUCAUACGUGAUGAGCAGCAGGGAGGUGUCGCUGAACACUGCCGCCUGCAGACUGCUGCUCAACAUCAUGCCAGGCCUCGAGACCGCCGUGGUCUUUCAGGAAAAGGAUGGCAUUGUGGAGCGAUUGUUCAAAUGGGCUCAGACGGCUGAACAGCCCCUCAGGAUCUACGCCACGGGACUGCUGGCUGGAGCCAUGGAGAAUCAGGACAUCGCUGCUAACUAUCGCGAGGAGAACUCUGUACUCGUUCCUCUGAUGCUGCAGAGGCUGCGAGAGCUUCAGGAUAAAGAUGCCGAGAACAGGAGGGACGGUAAACGUCCGCUCAAGAGCGCCCUGCCGCCGCUGCUGCCUGUGGAUGAGGAGGCUGUGGAUGGAGAAUUCACCCACAGCGUUCCGCACGCUCCGGUCGAGCAGAAGAGCUCGGACACCGAUCCGCCCUUGAAGAGCGCCGGCAGGUGUGCGGGGAUGAAGGGUCAGAUGAAACCCGCCGUAGCUCUCACGUUGGACUCCGACGAAGCAGAUCCUCCCGCGGAGAGCGCAAAGAACUGGAGGAAGAAAGAGAACGGAGGCAAAGUAAAGCAGAAGCUCAACUUCACCACACCGGAUCUGGAGCGAAGCUUCAGCGAGCUGUCCAACAGCAGCUGGUCCGAGAUGAGCCCGUGGGUCAUAGGAAACAAUUAUCAUCUGUACCCGCUCACUGACGGCAUAGAGCAGCGUCUCAUACUGCAGUACCUCACGCCGCUGGGAGAAUACCAAGAGCUGUUAGCUGUUUUCAUGCAGCUGGGCGCACGCGAGCUUCUGAUGCAUUACAUGGACCUCAAACAGACAAAUGACGUCCAGCUCACUUUUGAAGCCCUGAAGUACCUCGCUUCUCUCCUCCUCCAUAAAAAGUUUGCGGCCGAGUUUGUGGCUCACGGCGGAGUGCAGAAGUUACUGGAGAUCCCGCGGCCCUCCAUGGCUGCCACGGGCGUCUCUUUGUGCCUCUAUUACCUCGCCUACAACCAGGACGCCAUGGAGAGGGUCUGCAUGCUGCCGCAUUCUCUGCUGUUGGAGGUGGUGAGCUACACGCUGUGGCUGCUGGAGUGCUCGCACGCGUCCGGCUGCUGUCACGCCACCAUGUUCUUCUCCAUCUGCUUCUCCUUCAGAGCCGUCCUCGAGCUCUUCGACAAACAGGACGGCCUGAGACGCCUCGUGAACCUGAUCAGCACUCUGGAGAUUCUGAAUCCAGAGGACCAGGGGGCGCUGUUGAGCGACGAUGAGAUCUUCUCCAGCAGACAGACGGCCAAACACACCUGCAUGGCUCUGCGCAGGUACUUUGAGGCUCACCUGGCCAUCAAGGUGGAGCAGGUGAAACAGUCUUUGCAGCGCACAGAGGGAGGCGUCACCGUACACCCGCAGCCUUAUUACAAGGCGUGUUCAUACACACACGAGCAGGUUGUGGAGAUGGUGGAGUUUCUGGUGGAGUAUGGACCAGUGCGUUUGUAUUGGGAGCCUGCGGAGGUCUUUCACAAACUCUCCUGCGUUCAGCUUCUCUUGCAGCUCAUUUCCAUCGCCUGCGACUGGAGAACUUACUACGGCAGGGCUGAUACGGUGAGGUACGCCCUGGAUAUCUUGAGCAUUUUGACAGUUAUUCCUAAAACUCAGCUGCUGUUAGCUGAGAACGUUCCAGUGCUGGAUGAGAGUGGAUCCACCAUUUCUACCGUUGGUAUGAGCAUCGUUCUGGUGGUGGCCGAGGGCGAGGUGUUUGUGAACGAUGCAGAGAUCCAGAAGUCUGCCCUGCAGGUGGUGAUAAACUGCGUUUGUGCUCCGGACAAGCGCGUCUCCAGCAUCAGUAAGUUCAUCUCCGGCACGCCUCGCCGCCGCCUGCCGCAGAACCACCGCGUUAGCGAGAGUGUGCUGGCGAAGAUGUGGGACGUGGUGCAGUCGAACAACGGCAUCAAAGUCCUGCUGUCCUUGCUCACCAUCAAGAUGCCCAUCACGGAUGCCGAUCAGAUUCGCGCCCUAGCGUGCAAGGCGUUGGUCGGGCUAGCUCGCAGUGCUGCCGUGCGGCAGAUCAUCAGCAAGCUUCCGCUCUUCAGCAGUGGCCAAAUCCAGCAGCUCAUGAAAGAGCCGGUGCUUCAGGAUAAACGCAGCGAACAUGUGCGCUUUUGCAAGUACGCAGCGGAACUGAUCGAGCGCGUGUCUGGGAAGCCGCUGCUAAUCGGCACGGACGUUUCGUUUGCGCGGCUGCAGCGUGCUAACGUCGUAGCUCAGUCACGCAUUUCAUUUCCCGAAAAGGAACUGCUGUUGCUCAUUCGGAAUCAUCUGUUGUCUAAAGGUCUCACGGAUACGGCGGUGGUGUUAACCAAAGAAGCCGAGCUGCCCAUGGGGCUGCACGCGCACGCUAGCGUCCUGCCGUUCAAUCCUGUUUCAGUAUCAUCCCCGCCACCUCCGGCCGUCGCCAUACCACGGACUCCUCGGCUCACCAACGGGGUCACGGGACGCCUGGGUGGCCACGCCCCUCAUACGGCACCUCCCCAGCCCCGCCCCUCCACCUCACAGGCUCUGCCCCCUCCGCCUCCUGCUACAUUUCACCAUAGCAAUGGCUCUCCUCUUAUCGGCCGUAUCGUUUUCUCGCGAGAGCGGCCGUCACCUUGCGUUUCUGCGGGAGCGAAGAGGCCAAAAGUGUUGAGACAGAAGUCAGACCACGGUGCUUUCAGCCAGAGUCCAGCCGUGAAGAAACAGCUGGACAGACAUCUGCCCUCCCCUCCCACUCUAGACAGUAUCAUCACAGAAUAUCUGCGAGAGCAGCACGCACGCUGUAAGAAUCCAGUGACGACGUGUCCUCCCUUCAGUCUCUUCACACCACAUCAGUGUCCUGAACCCAAACAGAGACGACAGGCACCUGUGAACUUCACUCCUCGACACACACGCAGGGUGGUCUACCCCAAAUACGGCGGUGUGGACGGAGGCUGUUUCGACAGGCAUCUGAUCUUCAGCAGGUUUCGGCCCAUCUCUGUGUUCAGGGAGGCUGAGGAGGACGAGAGCGGCUUCAUGUGUUGUGCGUUCUCUGCACGAGAGCGUUUCCUCAUGUUGGGCACGUGCACGGGCCAACUCAAACUCUACAAUGUGUUCAGCGGACAAGAAGAAGCCAGUUACAGCUGUCACAACUCUGCCAUCACACACCUCGAGCCCUCCAGAGACGGAUCUUUGUUGUUGACAUCAGCAUCAUGGAGUUAUCCGUUAUCAGCACUGUGGGGUAUGAAGUCCGUCUUCAUAAUGAAGCAUUCCUUCCUGGAUGAUCAUUAUGUAGAGUUCAGUAAACUCUCUCAGGACCGUGUCAUAGGAACAAAAGAGCACGUCGCACACAUAUACGACAUUCAGACUGGACAAAAAACCCUGACCCUCAAUAACCCCGAUCUGGCCAACAACUACAAGCGCAACUGUGCCACGUUUAACCCCACCGAUGACCUGGUGCUGAACGACGGCGUCAUGUGGGACGUCCGCACCGCUCAGGCCAUCCACAAGUUUGACAAGUUCAACAUGAACAUCAGCGGCGUCUUCCAUCCCAAUGGUUUAGAGGUCAUCAUCAACACCGAGAUUUGGGAUUUAAGGACGUUUCAUCUUCUGCACACAGUACCAGCUCUCGAUCAGUGCAGGAUCGUCUUCAACAACAACGGGACGGUGAUUUACGGAGCGAUGCUUCAGGCUGAUGAUGAGGAUGAUAUGAUGGAGCAGCAGAUGAAGAGUCCCUUCGGCUCCUCAUUCAGGACCUUUGAUGCUACAGACUACAAACCCAUCGCCACCAUUGAUGUGAAGAGGAAUAUUUUUGACCUGUGCACAGACACUAAAGACUGCUACCUGGCCGUCAUUGAAAAUCAGGACUCGAUAAAUAUGGACACGGUGUGUCGACUGUAUGAAGUGGGUCGACAGAGACUUGCUGAGGAGGAAGAGGAUGAGGAAGAUCAGGAGGAUGACGAUCAGGAUGAGGAUGAUGAUGAUGAUGACGACACUGAUGAUGACAUCGAUGACAUCGACACAGACCCUCUGCUAGCGGAGCUUGAGAACGAGAAUAACGGAGAAGAGGACGUGGAGCAGGAUUUCUCUCCAUCAGAUGAUGAGGAGGUGGCUCGUCUGCUGGAUGAAGAGGCUGAGGAUGAUGAUGACGACGACGAUGAUGAAGACGACUAUGAGGAUUCUGACGAUAAUGAGAGAGAUGUGGAGCUUGUGCUAGACAACACAGACAGCUCGGAUAACUCGGACCUGGAAGAUGACAUCAUCCUCGCUCUAAAUGAGUGAUUCUGAAAACAUCCUGACGUCCCUCAGAGACUAUCUGUGGCUGUGGGCCCCUAAAAUCAUCAUUUGAAUGGAAUAACUGAAAAAAUCUUGUUCUAUAUCAGAUGUCUUUAUAUAAAACAAUGUAAUUUGUAUGUACAUACAAAUUUUUGCUUAUGCUGAAGCUGUUUUUACAGCCUUUUGCCCUCCUGAAUGCCUGAUCAGUUUGAGAGGACUGGUGGAUUUUAAAGGAGAAGACCUCAUGGUCGCUUUAGUUUUUCUUCAAUCGAAGCUUGAUCUUGUUGCAUAGAGGCAGUUGCAACACUGCAGUAAAAAUGAAACAUGUUCAGUUGUACAAGAAGGUUUUCUUUUAGGCCCUGUUUUUCAGUUAAAAGGUUUUUGAUGGAACCCUUAAAACACCAAACGGUGAUCUGUUAUUUAAUUCAGAUGACUUUCUGAGCCGUCUUAAGUCCUCUUUGCUCCUCGUCAGUUGUGAAGGAGGUGAAAGUUGCACAGAUUCUAUUUCACAUGCAUUCAACAUCUGUGUGACGCUUCAUUUACUUUCUGGUUCCAUGGCCUUUAAGUUCUUUACUUUGGGGAAACAUGAAGCAACAUCUUGUGUACAGAAUGUAUUAAACAUAUUUUUACUAUAAAUGUUAUUACAAUAAAUCAGUCAA